GCCGCCCGCCUUACAAAAUGCGCGCGCGCUUGGGCGGCCACCUCUCUGCCGUUUAAUUUUAUUUUUUAUUUUUUAAUGAAUACUUCUCUUAUAUAAUCAACUUCUUUAUACUAUUUAUUUGUUUUUAUUAUACAUUUCUGUGUUAUGCAUAAACAAUAGUGAUUAAAACGUGAAACAGUGUUGAAAAUAGUUUAUUGAAUUCUAAACAUUGCUGCAUAAAAUGUGAUUCGCGUGCCGGCUUACAGUGUCUAGACCUAUCGAGUGAUUUAUACAAACUGCGCUUUCAUUUGUUGUAAUAUAUUUAUUCCCAAUAUUAUAAACAGAUGCAUCAAUGAGAGAUACAUUCCAUAGGGCUCAGCCCAUCCCGCUGACGGACACGUGCGUUUAUUUUCAUGUAUAAAUAGCCGAGGCGAGACACUCUGAUACACGAUGACGUCACCAAAAGAAAGUAGUGACGUCAUCAAUAUUAAAGAAGAAAAGGUGAAGAUUCCGAAAGAUUUAACCGAGCUUCCUCCGCCUGGUACGUCUUUACACAGAAGGCGGAGAGGUGAACCUCCCGCAACACUUUCCGUGAAAUCGCCCCAAACCCCGUCUGACGCUGAGGGUAAUUCGCCUUGCACAGCCGGUCCAAGUCCUGAAGAAUCUUGGGGCACGACUGAUGAAACCGACGUGGAAGGGCUCUGCGAUCGAAUGCUACAAAGACUAAAGGACAGCGACGAUCCCCUUUCGAAACGCAGCAUCGACAUCGCGCAACGUACAAAAGAUACGUGUGAAGCAUUGGACCAACUGGAAAAGCUUCUGCAACUGCUAGACCAAUUCGUCACAUUGAAAGAGAAAAAUAACCGUUUUAUAAAACGUUUGCGCGACGUUAACAAUCUGAAGCAGCUACACAACGCGUACAAGCAAAUAAAUAAAGAAAACGAGAAACUUAAAGACGAAAGUAAAGAAGUAGAACUUAUUAACGAGGCGUUAGAGUCUGAAUUGGAGUGUGAUUAUGGCCAAGCCCUGUUUGAUUCGAUGCUGGCCGGUGGACGGAGCAUGAAACGUUCUGGGUCUAAGUGGAAGAGUCACGGGAGGUUCGGAGGGUCGCUGCUGAGAAAACAGAGGUCUCGAUCGGCUGGGGGGGAGGACAGUGAUGUGCCUUUGGGAAUGCCGCUACGCAGGAGGUCAGAUGGUGUCUUCCCUAAGGAAGUUGAGAAGUCCAAGGUGUCAAAUUGGACGAGGGUGAAAGCUGCUUUUAAAUGGGAGAAAGCACAAUGGCCUGCGUCCACAAUUGGAGGGGUGGCAGCCGUAGCCGCUGGGGCCAUGGUGGGAGCUGUAGCGCUCACUGGGUCUACACCAUCAUCAGGCCUCGCCAACCCCGAGCCCAGGGACUCUGCCAGUCUCACCCCGGGCAGUGCUGUCUCCUUGACACCUAAUUCUUCUUGUGAAGAGUUGCGACUGGAUUCUGGUAUGUGCAGAAAGAACGUGAUGCUACGGAUGUAUGAUCACGACAAUACAUUCCUGCAGGCGCCUGCACAAGAUGACAGUUCAACCUCGCCAUCGCCGAACAAGAUGCACAAAAGCACUUGGGGUAAGGUCUGCAACAUAAUCCAGACGCGGCGUGAGUCAGUGAAAAAGAAGCGGCCUCCCAAGGGCUCGCCGGACGUGGUGCCGGGCCGGAGGAGGUCCUUCAGCGACGGGGGGGAUAGUGACGCGCCCCCCGCAUUGACAUUAACUAUACCGUCUUCUGAAGAACUUGAAUCCGAGGGUUCCCACCCAAUCCUCCGCAAGCAAAGAUCUCUGGAGCUCGGCGCCAGACCCCCACAGCACCGGCCCCCUCGCGACUCCAAGUGGACGAGAGUCAAGCGAGCUUUCCUCACUUCAGCAUCAGCUUCCGUGCCAUCGAGCCCUAGCAGGCACUCCGCAUUCUUUACAGAUGCAGAAACAGAAGGGCUGAGCAGUGGAUGCGAAGCAACUGGAGUCAGGGAAGAAAUUGCAAGAAAUUACGCGGCGCUCCAGUCGCGUCUCACUAGAGAGUUCUCUGACCGACACCCGGGGAAGACUGUGGACACACGAGGGGCUCGACCGGUAGCAACAGAGGAUCAGCUUUCAGCAGAUUUCCACAAAAAGCUAACAGAAUGGCAACGUAUGAAGGGCGCGAGACAACCCCCUCCUAUCCCAGCAAGACAGGACCUUAGCGAGGACUUUCUAAAAAAAUGGGAUGCUUGGACUCGUAUGAAAGAAACGAAUUCAGUUCCUGCUUGGGAGGAAGAAGCCAAACCAGAUGAAGUUUUGGUUCAAACGUCCACCGGGCUCUUUAAAUUUCAAGGUAUAUCGCGUUCAUUUACGCGAAAGCUCCACGAAUGGGAGAAGUCAAGGGGCAUCGCGCCCGAAGCGUCCACUUCAGCGUUACUACAAGCUGCGCGCGCGCGUGCCCCACCGCCGCCCGCGCUCACCCGCACGCAGAGCGACGGCAGUGUGGGCCCGGCGCUCGCGGGCGCCGGACGCGUACACGCGAGCAGCUUGAGUGUGAACGAUGCGGAUGAUUUGGAUUCCGAUUAUGAGAGAGACAAUUUGCUCAGCAGCGAGAGCGGGCGCGGGGCCGUGCUGGUGGAGGUGGAAGCGGAGGAGGUGUGCACGGCGGCGCCGCUGGUGGCCGUGUCGCCGCGCGCGGCGCCGCACACGCCCGUCUACACGUACGGGCCGGCCGAGCCGCGCCUGCUCUGCGAGACCGCCGCGCUCACCACCGCGCUGCUGCAGGCUGACGUGAUUUCAGAUCCUCGACCAAUCAAAUCGAAGGAGCAAUGUGGAACAAAAAGUAAAAGUAGCCGCGAACAGAUAAAAAUAACUGAAAAAUCAUCAAGACGAAGAAUUUCUAGACAGACAAGUAUCGAAGAAGACGCCAAAUUUAUUCGGCAGACAAUAGAAGAAAUAGAAAGAGGGUCUCGUUGUAAAGAAAGUGUUAGUUCUGAAACCGAAAAACAUGAUUAUUAUGAAAAAGAAGAAGCGAUAAGUAAAAGCAUAAGUGUGAAAAAUCUCAAACAAUUUGAGGCCAAAGAUAUUAAAAUGAAUAAAGAUUGCAGUGAUGAUACUAGAGAAGAUAAACGUAAAGAAUUAGAUAAGAGCAAUGGUAAAAAGAAAUCAAAGUCGAGAGCUCGCUUGGAAAGAGAACAAUCGAAACCUUCCGAAAGUGAUACGGAACCAGAAGUGGACACGGUGACGGUUGAAAUACCACGGCGCAAGAAAAGACCACGUCGGCCUUCCGAAAGACCAAGAACUCCACCAACGUCACUUCAUUCCGAUUCAGAAGGUGAAGUCUUUGUUCUGAAAAUUAAAACCCAAGAAGUCCGUGAAAAAUCACCAGAAGUAAUAGUUAAGACCACACGAAAAAUAUUCUCCCCCGUCGUGCGCAGCGGCGAAACCAUACCCAGAGCAGUUAUACCCGUUGAUGUAGAAGACUUACCAGAAGUACAAGCAACUGAAAAGCCUGUUAAAAAACCUGAUCAUGAAUCAAAGAUAUCAUUGCAGUCUAGAGGAUCUGCAAAAGGUUCAGGUGAUCUGCAAGACGAUGAAAGGCCAAAAACAAGACCGCCUCUUCCGUCCUCACCCUCAUCUCAAAGGAAACCUCCUUCGAAAGAGACUGCGCCGUCGAUCAGGAUCAUGAUACAGAGAUAUAACAAGAAGAUUAAUGAGGAAGGGCCAGCUUCAGGUGGUAGUAGUGGUAACACCUCUCCAGCCUGGAGAUCUCCGAAAUCUGAACGAAGGCGACCACCAGAUAUGCCUGUAGGCGUUAAUAUAAGAAACAACCCAUUCCUAGAGCGAGAAGUCCAAAAAUCGGCAAGCGCAUGCCAAUUAUCAAGACGAGAUCAGACAUCCGCAGACAAAUGUCUCGCACCGACACCACCAGCCACAGAAGGAGUCCUUAAAUCCCACAGCGCUAACACCCUACACCCUGAACAAGAAGCACCAGACCCCGUUACCACUAAAGACAGCCAAGAAAACAUCAGAGAGACUUCACCCAUUGUGGAAACAAGUGUCCCUAAAUCUGAGGAACCAGUAUUACGCCAAUCAGAAACAGUGAUUCCAGAUUUUUCUAGAAUUAUUGAGAAUCCUUUGUACUUUGCUCGGUCGAUUUCAGCGUUUGAAGAGAGCUCGGUCACGACAAGGUUGUCAGAAAGAGCGGCAAAGAUACGAGAAGCCAGAGAGAGAUUCUUGUCCUCACCGCCGCCUAUGAGGAGAGAAGGGACCAGCUCCGCAAGCGAUUUGAGACCAGGUGACAGGUCAAGUCGCGUAAGUUGCGAGAGUGAUGUCACUGAGGGCGAGGCGAGUGCGGAGGCAGCGCUCGGGCGCAGCGCCUCCACCGGCAUGGUCAACGUCGAUCGGGACUCCUGGCAGAGGGUCGCUGAAGCAUCCCAACACUCGCGGCGCCGCUCCCGGUUCAGCCUGGCGCGGCUCGCGGCCAAGCUGCGCCGCAAGGAGGAGAGCGCGGUGUCGCGCCUCUGCCGACAGAGUCUGCUUGUUCAGUUGCGGAAACAAUAAACAUUUCAUAGUU
Zerene cesonia (dogface butterfly) is the source of this 4534-nucleotide messenger RNA. RefSeq lists its product as uncharacterized. The transcript has 17 exons. The record is from RefSeq and is a predicted model, not a curated record. Bases 430 to 4521 code for a protein of 1363 amino acids. Lineage: Eukaryota; Metazoa; Arthropoda; Insecta; Lepidoptera; Pieridae.